AUGGCGGACCAGCAGCGGCAGUCGGCUGAGCACGAUACGGCCAUGAACGAUGGCGCCACGAACAACUCAGCCCAGCACGAUACCGCCAUGAACAACUCAGACCAGCAGAUCAAUCCUGUUGAUCAAUCGAGCCAGCACAUCGCUACUGCCAGCACUCCAAAUCGACAAGCCACCAACGAUGUAGACCGGCGGACUGCCUCUCCUGACGCAACGAACAAGCACGUUAUCGACCCCAACGACCCUGCGUCCACCGUCGCAUCAAACCAGCAAUCCGCCGCUGUCAACAAUCCAAACCCGCAGGCCGCGACGACCGACACCCUGCGCGGCAGAACCAACCCUGCUGCCUCACGGAUCGGAAAAUCCCAGCGCUUCCCAUCCGCACCGCCAAACCGCAACCGAUAA
Molecule: messenger RNA, 402 nt
Organism: Saxophila tyrrhenica
Lineage: Eukaryota; Fungi; Ascomycota; Dothideomycetes; Mycosphaerellales; Extremaceae
Exons: 2
Coding region: 1-402 (133 amino acids)
Source: RefSeq, a predicted model, not a curated record